Molecule: messenger RNA, 972 nt
Organism: Baudoinia panamericana UAMH 10762
Lineage: Eukaryota; Fungi; Ascomycota; Dothideomycetes; Mycosphaerellales; Teratosphaeriaceae
Exons: 5
Coding region: 32-937 (301 amino acids)
Biological process (GO): ribonucleoside monophosphate biosynthetic process; purine nucleotide biosynthetic process; 5-phosphoribose 1-diphosphate biosynthetic process
Cellular component (GO): ribose phosphate diphosphokinase complex; cytoplasm
Molecular function (GO): ribose phosphate diphosphokinase activity; magnesium ion binding
Source: RefSeq, a predicted model, not a curated record
GGGUAACAGCCAUGGGCAACUGGCUAAGUCAAUGGCCGACAGACUCGGAAUAGAGCUGGCAAAGAUCAUGGUGCUGCAAUAUAGCAACAACGAGUCCAGCAUCUCAAUUGGCGAGUCGGUACGAGACGAAGACGUCUUCAUCCUGCAGUCAACAGAGCCGGGCAACAUCAACGACCACAUCAUGGAGCUUCUCAUCCUCAUCAACGCCUGCCGGACCGCCUCCGCUCGUCGCAUCACCGCUGUCCUGCCCAACUUCCCCUACGCCCGUCAGGACAAGAAGGAUAAGAGUAGGGCUCCUAUCACCGCCAAGCUCAUGGCCAACAUGCUCCAGACCGCGGGCUGCAACCACGUCAUCACGAUGGACCUACACGCAAGUCAAAUUCAAGGCUUCUUCAACGUGCCCGUGGACAAUCUGUAUGCGGAGCCGAGUACGCUGAGAUGGAUACGGGAGAACCUGACGGUGAAGGACUGUGUAAUCGUCAGUCCGGAUGCUGGAGGAGCCAAGAGAGCGACAUCAAUAGCGGACGGCCUUGAUCUAGGCUUCGCGCUCAUCCACAAGGAACGCGCACGGCCCAACGAGGUUUCACGCAUGGUGCUUGUCGGCGACGUCAGAGACCGCAUUGCGAUUAUCGUUGACGAUAUGGCUGACACUUGCGGCACGCUCGUCAAAGCCGCCGAGGUUGUUAUGGAGCACGGCGCACGGGAGUGCAUCGCCAUCGUCACGCAUGGCAUCCUUAGCGGCAAUGCAUGUCAGAAGCUCAACGAGAGUAAGCUGCGGAAGCUGGUAGUCACAAAUACGGUACCGCACGAGGAGAAGAAGAAGCUAUGCGACAAGAUCGAGACGAUCGAUAUCAGCCCCACCCUCGCAGAAGCAUGCCGGCGAACGCACAAUGGCGAAAGCGUCUCCUUCCUCUUCAAGCACGCGCCCUUGGAUUAGCAUUGCAAGCGGCUCGUAGCUCGGAAGGUAGAGGC